AUGGACUCAGACAUCCACAUGCCAGGACCUGUGUGCCUCAUUGAGAACACAAAAGGGCAACUGACAGCCAAACAGGAGGCUCUGGAGCUCCUGUCUGCCAUCAAGCAGCCUGUGGUGGUGGUGGCCAUCGUGGGCUUCUAUCGCACAGGCAAAUCCUACUUGAUGAACAAGCUGGCUGGAAAGAACAAAGGCUUCUCUCUGGGCUCCACGGUGCAGUCUCACACGAAGGGGAUCUGGAUGUGGUGUGUGCCUCAUCCCCGGAAGUCAGACCACACCCUAGUUCUGCUUGACACAGAGGGCCUGGGGGAUGUGGAGAAGGGUGACAACCAGAAUGACUGCUGGAUCUUUGCCCUGGCUGUACUUCUGAGCAGCACCUUCGUGUACAACAGCAUGGGAGCCAUCAACCAGCAGGUCCUGGACCAGCUGCACUAUGUGACAGAGCUGACAGACAGAAUCAGAACAAGAUCUUCACCUGACCAAAACGAGUUGGAGGACUCAGAUGAAUUUGUGAGUUUCUUCCCGGACUUUGUGUGGACUCUGAGGGACUUCUCUCUCGAGCUUAAAGUAAAUGAGGAACUCAUCUCUGCAGAUGAAUACCUAGAGAAUUCCCUGAAGCUUAUACACGGUACAGGUCAAAGAGAUAAAGAACAAAGGCUUAAUCUCCCUCGGAUCUGUAUUCGUAAGUUCUUCCCAAAGAAGAAAUGCUUUGUCUUUGAGCGGCCAGCACAUGGGAGGAAGCUUGGCCAGUUGGAAUCGCUGCAGGAUCAAGACCUGGACUCAGACUUCAUUGAACAAGUGGCAGAAUUCUGUUCCUACGUGUUCAGCUGUUCCAAGGUGAAAACGAUUUCAGGAGGCAUCAGUGUCAAUGGACCACGACUAAAGAGCUUGGUGGCAACCUAUGUCAACACCAUCUGCAGUGGAGAUCAGCCCUGCAUGGAGAAUGCUGUCCUGGCUUUGUCCCGGACAGAAAAUGCAGCUGCAGUGCAAAAGGCCAUUGCUCACUAUGACCGGCAGAUGAGCCAGAUGUUGAAGUUACCCACAGAAACUCUCCAGGAGCUGCUGGAUCUGCACAGGACCAUAGAGAAAGAAGCUACCAAGAUCUUCAUGGAAAAGUCCUUCAAAGAUGUUGAUCAAGAGUUCCUAACAAAAUUAGGAGCUGAGUUAGAAAAAAAGCAAGGUGAUUUCUGUAAGAAGAAUCUACAGGCAUCCUCAGAUUGCUGCUCAACUCUGAUUCGGGAUAUUUUUGGUCCACUAGAAAACGAUGUGAAGAUGGGGGUUUAUUCUAAACCAGGAGGAUACUGUACUUUUAAUCAGAAGAUACAGGAGUUGAAGAAAAAGUACUAUCAGGCACCCAGGAAAGGGAUUCAGGCUGAAAAAACUCUGCAGAAAUAUUUGCAGUCCAAGGAGGAUAUGAUUGAUGCAAUUCUACGCACAGACCAGGCUCUGACACAAAGAGAAAUACAGAUUGAAGUGGAACGUGUGAAAGCCGAAGCUGCAAAGAAUACAGCAAAAAUAAUGGAGGAUAUGCAACAGAAGAAUGACCAGUUGCUGCAACAGAAAGAGAAGAGUUACUGGGAACGCAUGCAACAGUUGACUGAGAAGGUGCAGAAGGAACAGGCCCAGAUCAGGGAGGAGCAGCAGAGGGCCACUGAGCACAAACUUCAGGAACAGGCUCGACAACUACGUGAGAAUUUCCAGCAAGAAAAUAAAAAACUACAAGAUGAGAUAAAGAUUCUCUAUGAAAGGGAAGCCUCACGCAGAUGUGUUGUAAGCUAAACAACUAAACAAUACUCCUGUCCUGCCAUUCAAAACAGAUGAAUAGCAUGUAGAAAUGGGAACAAGAGUCAUUCCAGGUGAUAAUAAUUGGGUCCUGUAUCAGAAAAAUAAAAAUCUGCAAAGUCAUGCAGUGUGAUCAUUGAAAUCAUAUUUAUCUUCCUAUAAGA
This is a messenger RNA of Onychomys torridus (southern grasshopper mouse), 1943 nucleotides long. Its product is annotated as guanylate-binding protein 1-like. Bases 1 to 1776 code for a protein of 591 amino acids. Gene Ontology annotation, molecular function: GTP binding; GTPase activity. The transcript is spliced from 10 exons. NCBI's taxonomy places the organism in Eukaryota, Metazoa, Chordata, Mammalia, Rodentia, Cricetidae. The record is from RefSeq and is a predicted model, not a curated record.